Molecule: messenger RNA, 2679 nt
Organism: Rotaria socialis
Lineage: Eukaryota; Metazoa; Rotifera; Eurotatoria; Philodinida; Philodinidae
Source: the annotation of a GenBank genome assembly
AUGUUAUACCAUUUUCCAAGUUCUUCAAUUUUUAAUUCAUUUUCCGAAUAUAACCGAAACAUUAACAAAAGUACGCUUGACACAGUUCUCAAUUCACUUUAUGAUCCUUGGAUUGAAGAGCAGAAAAAAAUCAAUGUUACGUAUUACUACUUAGCGAACGAUAGUAACUAUCAUUAUGAAUUUCGAUAUGAAUUCAACGCCAAUCAAACGACUGAUGAUCAUCGCCUUAUGAUAUUCACUACGGGUCGUGGUCGCACGUGUACUGACUAUUGGAGAUUUCCUGUCGGCCGUCGUAUUCUCUAUGCUAUGCGCGAUGCUGGUUUCUCCUUACUAGCAAUAUGCUCAAAACGAAGAUUAUAUGAGACUGAAAAAUUCAUUUUAGAUAAUCAAGAUGUAAAAUGGAUAUAUAAGUCACUACAACGGUGGAUAAACAGAGUUUAUUAUCAACGGUUUCAACGGUAUCCUGUUUUAUACAUCCAUGGUACUAGUCGUGGAGCAGCUUUUGCUCCUUUAAUUGCUCGAAUCCUGCCAAUACGGGCCCUAAUCUUAACAGUUUAUCCAGGUCAUAAAAGCUCUUUGACUGCUCGUUCUUCCUACUCUCAUAACAUGCAAAAUAGGCUUAUUCUUGAUACCACUUUUGCGAACUGGUUUUAUUUUGACUAUUGUUACAAUUCGCCAUUAUCUUUGACAAAGAAUCUGAAUCUUUGCCCAUUUGAAAAUAAAUUGUGGCAUUUUUAUCCGACUCCUCCUACAUUCUUUGUUGCUUUAGAUUCAGAUCCAUCAAUACCUAUGAAACGAUAUACAGAACUUAUCAAACUAAUGCGUAAUAACUCAUUACAACUGGGAGGACAACUUCUCAAUCAGGAAGAAUCAAUCAUGCUAAGCAUAUUAUCUCCAGUAAAUUUGACUCCUAGUUACAUGCAGCAAAACUUUGAUCUGUGGUAUAAUAAGCCUUAUGCUUCUCGUAUUUUCUUUGAACACUACAAUAAUUUAGCUGCGCGUGUCACGAACAAUACAAAACAUGGAACAUGCCGCUGUUCGAAAACGAAUUUUACAUACUGGGAAGGUUUUACUAACAUUACUACAACAUGGUCAUUACAGAAGCAAGCAGAACACAAGGAUUACGUUCAAGAUAUAAAAAACUUUCGUAGUAUGUUUUGUGAGGAUCUGUGUGGUGACAUCAUGGUAUAUCAUGGAAUAGUUUCGCGAAAUAUUGGAAAAGCACUCGAUUGGAUCACUAAAAUAGACCUUCUUCGACAUUCACUACUCAUUCAAGAUUAUAUCUCGAGACCGUUGCGAGUUUGGAUGUAUCGAAAGCAGUCGCUAAACAAUGGAAUAGAAAAUUUUUCUUCUCAGAAAGUCGACUGGACUGUUGUAGGUAAACAAUAUCAGAUGUACACUGUAGAGUACUUAGUUCAAGAUUACUUCGCACGGCUCAAUGCCUCAAACAAUGUCUCUCGCCAUAAUAUCAUCUGGGUCGAAAAUCCUAUGCUUGCCGACUUCUUCAUUGUUCCUCAUGACUUGAUGUAUUUUUAUCUCCGUAACAAACAAGAGAUACUCAACCAAACAAACAACGACGUCCUAUGGCAGACAUUAAAUGAAGGUUAUUUCCAAAAAAUGCUAUCAAAUAUGUGUAAAAGGUUUCCCUAUUGGACUAUGGCCAAAACUACGGACCAGAUCGGUUCGAACCAUAUCUUUACUUUCGUUGGAAGAAAAAAUAUGGGAUUUUUGUAUGCAAAACAUCAAAAGGUAUUACGAAAUGUGAUACAGCUAGUAUUCACAGAUGUUAGACAAAAUUUAGUGCCACCGAAAUCAAAUCUUCCGUAUUCACAUCGAGAUAAAGCAAUGAGUUAUCGACAUGGUUAUGAUAUAGUCAUCCCUCAAUUCACAGAUCUCAAAUUGAAUGAAAGUUUAUUUUCAAUUCGGAACAGUAGUUCCUACGAUAAGAAAAUUUUAUUUUUCUUUGCUGCAAAUCUCAGUCACACGAUUGCGCUUCAUUCUGCCAGUCCUCGAUUAACUUCGUUAUGGAGUAACUUUUCCAUAGUAAGGAAAUCCACUACGACAACUACAAUUGAAGGAAUUUCGUAUGAAACACUGCUGAUAGCUGAUGAUAACGCAACAUCAGAUGAAUACAUCAAAUCGAUGCUACGCAGUGUUUUCUCUAUUUGCCCUGAAACUUUCCGUCCAUGGUCAUAUCGAAUUUAUGAAGCAAUUCAAUUAGGGGUAAUACCUGUCAUUCUAGCAGAUAAUGUUGUACUUCCAUUUGAAAGAUUCAUCAGCUGGCAAUCAUUUAGUGUAAAAAUCAAUGUUAGUAACCUACAUGAAAUAAUCAAUCGUGUCAGUAAUAUUACUUCAUUUAAGAGAUAUAUCGCACAAAAACUGAGAUAUGCAUCAUCAUAUUCCCAUAUAUUUCGAUGGCCUUAUGCCAUUGACAAUCGUGUACGAUAUAAAAAAGAAACACUUGUAACAAACGAAUAUUUUAAUGGAAAUGCCCCAACUGUGUUCCGCUAUAUAUCUUUAGAAAUGCGAUGCCGCCGUUUGGAACAGCUGUAUGGAUUUACAUCAGAUACUUCUUCACCAGUAUCAAUAGCAGCUCAACAAAAGGCUUGCAACAAUCAUCCGACAAUUUGUCCCUGUCAUAGUAAAUGGCCUCCUCUUGCUUUCCAAGAAUACAUAUGA